AUGCAUAGGGAACAUGCACUGUGCCCGGAUGGUGCUAGCGGGGAGUGCGUGCCGCCAUUAUUUUACGCUGAUGACCAGGCCUUGCUGGCCACCACGCCGGCAGGCCUGCGUUUCCAGCUUGGUUACCUUGAGAGCUACUGUGCCGCCUGGGGCCUGACGGUUAACACCAAAAAGACCCAGGUGGUAGUGUACACCACUGGCGGGGCUGCUGCCACGGAGGAGCGGUUCCGCUACGGCGGCAAUGAGGUGGAAACCGUCCCCACCUUCAGAUACCUCGGCGUGCACCUGCACUGCCGGCAGGCCUUUGCCUCGGCGGCAUCGUAUCGGGCGGAGGCUGGGCGGCGCGCGAUGCACCUGCUGCGUCGCCGCCUGGCCGAGAAUGGGUUGCAGGACCCCCUGCUCAGCAUGCGUGCGUUCAGGUCUUACGUCCUGCCGACGUUGUCGUACGGGGCAGAGAUCUGGGCGCCGCAGCUGAUUCUGCAGGGCAGGACGGCAUGCGAGCGGGUACAGCUGGAGUACCUGCGAGGGCUGCUGGGUGUGCGGGACAGCACCCCAGCCCUCAUUGUGCUGGCAGAGACGGGGCAGCUGCCGCUGCCCGCCUACUGGACCUUGCAGGUUGCACGCUUUGUGAGCAACCUGCAGGCUAUGGGCGGCGAGCGGGUCGCCCGUCUUGCCAUGCUGGAUAGCGUUGCGCUGGCUGCCGACACGGACACAGAGCUGCCACUGGCCCGGCAGCCCUGGGCAGCGCAGGUUAGCCGCGUUCUCGCGGCGGCCGGCGCCCCCUGCGACUUGACUGCUGACGAGGGGGUUGCCAUACCUGAAUUGGCGGAAGCGCUCCUGGAGCGCCAUGUUGCCUCGUACACGCAUGCAUCCGUGAAGGUGCAGCGGUACAUUGAGGACGUGUGGGGGGGCAGCAUCUCUGCGGAGGCCUACACGCCUGCGUCGUUCCUGUGCGAUGUGCCCGAGCGCCGGCGCCGGCCUUCUGGUAUUUUCAUGUGCCUGGGAGAUGUGCGGGCAUGGGGGCCCAUGUGCCCCAUGCCAUUUGAGUGCCCGGCGGCGGCGCUGCCUGCCGCCGGGAGCCCGCACCAGCAUCGGCACCCGUCGGCCUGGCAGGCCUAA
Messenger RNA from Chlorella variabilis, 1119 nucleotides. RefSeq lists its product as hypothetical. Lineage: Eukaryota; Viridiplantae; Chlorophyta; Trebouxiophyceae; Chlorellales; Chlorellaceae. The record is from RefSeq and is a predicted model, not a curated record. The transcript has 3 exons. The coding region runs from base 1 to 1119 and encodes 372 amino acids.